AUUUAGCCACGCAGAGCAAUUGUCAGUGAAGAGUACAAGUCACGGAAAAGACAUGUAUGCUUGACAUUACGCUGGGGCUAUCGUACUAGGAAUAGUGCGCCGGAGAGCGAUCACGUUCUCCAAGUGUUUCCUGAUGCAAAAAAAUCCGUUCAAGUCUAAGUACGUACCACGAGAAACCAAAUCCGGAACAGAAACAAGUUUAGUUGUGCUGGCUGGUAUCAGAGACCCUUCAUGUAUAUAUACGUGUAUACUGUCUUUUGUGGUGAUGCAAUAUGCAAAUGUUAUUACUCCAAACCGACUUUUGCCUACUAGUUAAGUGCCCGCGAAGACAGGAUUUUACUUGACCAACUCCGUCUUAAUGC
Messenger RNA from Pseudomassariella vexata, 362 nucleotides. RefSeq lists its product as uncharacterized. The record is from RefSeq and is a predicted model, not a curated record. NCBI's taxonomy places the organism in Eukaryota, Fungi, Ascomycota, Sordariomycetes, Amphisphaeriales, Pseudomassariaceae. The transcript has a single exon. Bases 134 to 316 code for a protein of 60 amino acids.